Messenger RNA from Tyto alba (common barn owl), 1546 nucleotides. RefSeq names its product acid phosphatase 5, tartrate resistant (gene ACP5). The record is from RefSeq and is a predicted model, not a curated record. NCBI's taxonomy places the organism in Eukaryota, Metazoa, Chordata, Aves, Strigiformes, Tytonidae. Gene Ontology annotation, molecular function: acid phosphatase activity; ferrous iron binding; ferric iron binding. Gene Ontology annotation, biological process: bone resorption. The coding region runs from base 217 to 1179 and encodes 320 amino acids. The transcript is spliced from 5 exons.
CACGCUGGGCCUUGCUGCCCCUCCCGCAGCUGGAGAGGACCCAGGAGUCCGGGACCCCACCCCGACCCCCGAAGACCCUCAGCCGUGCGGGACCCCGCCCGGCCGGUGAGAUAGGGAACCGGGUAGACUGGUGGGACCGGGCCGGGCCGAACGCCUGCGUCCCUCCGAGCUGGGGUGGGCCCGGACCCGUGGGUCCCCCCUGCCCCGGGGCCGAAGAUGCUGGCGCUGCUGUGGAUGAUGGUGACGGUGGUGGCCGGGGGGGGGCCGGAGGGGGUGGUGCAGUUCCUGGCAGUGGGUGACUGGGGGGGCGUCCCCGACCCCCCUUUCGCCACCCCCCGUGAGGUGGCCACGGCGGCAGCCAUGGGACGCGCGGCCACUGACCUCGGUGCCGACUUUGUCCUCGCCCUCGGGGACAACUUCUACUACGAGGGGGUGCGGGACGAGUGGGACCCCCGCUUCCAGGAGACCUUUGAGAAGGUGUUCACGGCCCCGGGGCUGCGGGAGCUGCCCUGGUUCGUGCUGGCUGGCAACCACGACCAUGCUGGGAACGUCACAGCGCAACUGGCCUACAGCCACCACUCCCGCCGAUGGCACUUCCCGCACUACUACUACAGCCUGCGCCUCUCCCUGCCGGGUACCAACGCCUCGGCCCGGCUGCUGGUGCUGGACACAGUGCUCCUCUGUGGCGGCGGGGAUGACUUCGGGGCGGGGGGUGCUCCCAGGGGCCCCCGGGACGCAGCGGCGGCCGCGGCGCAGCUGGCCUGGCUGCGGGGACGCCUGGCCGCCGCACGCCACGACCGCUACGUGCUGGUGGCCGGGCACUACCUGGUGUGGUCGGUGGCCGAGCACGGCCCCACUGCCUGCCUGGUGCGGCUGCUGCGGCCGCUGCUGCGGCACCACCGUGUCACUGCCUACCUCUGCGGCCACGACCACAACCUGCAGUUCCUGGAGGAGGGAGGUGUGGGCUAUGUGGUGAGCGGCUCUGGCAACUUCGUGGAAGAGUCCCAGCGCCAUGGGGGGGCUGUGCCCCCCGGCUCCCUCCGCUUCUUCUUCGGGGCGCCUGCCUCUCCCGGUGGCUUUGCUCACCUACGCCUGGAUGCCCAUGCGGCCACCGUCACCUUCCUGGAGGCCACCGGCCGCAUCCUCUACCGUGUGGCCCUACCCCCCCGUGACCUGUGACCCGUGGGGCCAGGACCCUGAAGGACCCCCGGACCUCCACUGCAGUGGAGGAUGCACGGGGGGCACCUUGGUGGCAGCCCCCCACCCCCUGGAAUGGGGGGGGACCCCCAUCACGGACACCUUGUGCCCCACACGGUGUGGGACCCCAGGGGAGCAGCCAGCAGGACUUCCCCUCCGUGCUGGGGGGCCCCGUGGGGGGACAGGGCGGGACUCCCACCACGACUCCUGACCUGGGGGGGGGUGACACACAGGGCAGGACCCCUGUGACCCCUGAUCUCAGGGACCCCCAGGGCUCUGUGGUAGCCCAUAGCCCGGACCCUCGCGGGUCCCCAGUGCCGCCCCCCCAAUAAAGGGCUUUGGACGGAGA